Molecule: messenger RNA, 418 nt
Organism: Caenorhabditis angaria
Lineage: Eukaryota; Metazoa; Nematoda; Chromadorea; Rhabditida; Rhabditidae
Source: the annotation of a GenBank genome assembly
AUGUCGUUUUCAUAUGAGGUUUGAUUUUUGGCUGAAAACAAAAAACGAAAAUCAGAAAAAAUUUUCAGAUUUGUUUCACUGUUUUAUUAAUGUUCCAAUUACUUAUCAACUGUAAGAAGAAGAAGAAUGCAGAACCCAAAAGUGUAGGUUUUUUCCAGAGUUCAGUUCCGCGAGUUCCGAAUUUUCAGUCUGCUUCAAAAUCUGCUCCUGUUGCGCCGCCAGUGAAUCCGGUUUUGGAAGCCGCCCAAUUUCCAGAUGUGAAAAAGGAGGAUGAUAAAAAAACCGAUGGUACCCAAGAUACUGUAAGUUACUUGGAGCCGGAAAAUCUGGAAAUGAAAUCUGAAAUUUUCAGAUGAAUGAGGAAUAUGAUAAAAACGUCGAGAAAAAUUCGACGGUUGUAAAAUCAGUGCAUGUUUAA